AUGGCGGCCUUGCCGUUAGCCACGGCGGAAGUCUGCGACGCCAACUCGCACCUCAUCACCGGCGGCGAGCUGCGGGCGCUGCAGCCCAUCUUCCAGAUCUACGGGAGGCGGCAGGUCUUCGCGGGCCCCAUCGUGACGCUCAAGGUGUUCGAGGACAACGUGCUGGUGCGCGAGUUCCUGGAGGAGAAGGGCCAGGGCAGGGUGCUGGUGGUGGACGGCGGCGGCAGCCUGCGGUGCGCCAUCCUGGGCGGCAACCCCGUCCAGCAGGCGCAGAACAACGGGUGGGCGGGCAUCGUGGUGAACGGGUGCAUCCGGGACGUGGACGAGAUCAACGGGUGCGACAUCGGCGUGCGCGCCCUCGCCUCGCACCCCAUGAAGGCCAACAAGAAGGGGAUGGGCGAGAAGCACGUCCCGGUCACCAUCGCGGGCACCAGGAUCUGCGACGGCGAGUGGCUCUACGCCGACACCGACGGCAUCCUCGUCUCCAGGACCGAGCUCAUCGUGUAG
Messenger RNA from Triticum turgidum subsp. durum (durum wheat), 507 nucleotides. NCBI's taxonomy places the organism in Eukaryota, Viridiplantae, Streptophyta, Magnoliopsida, Poales, Poaceae. The record is from the annotation of a GenBank genome assembly.